This is a messenger RNA of Centruroides sculpturatus (bark scorpion), 4410 nucleotides long. Its product is annotated as zinc finger protein 721-like. The record is from RefSeq and is a predicted model, not a curated record. The transcript is spliced from 5 exons. NCBI's taxonomy places the organism in Eukaryota, Metazoa, Arthropoda, Arachnida, Scorpiones, Buthidae. The coding region runs from base 298 to 4257 and encodes 1319 amino acids.
CAGAAAGAAAAUGGCGCCGGACGUUUGUCGUGGAAACAAAAUUAGAUUCAACAAAACCAGACUUUUCAUUAAUUGAAGUUUACUUAGUGUUGUCAAUCAGUUAUUGUCAUCAAUAUAAGAAAGAAAAUGAUAUUUCAGCUCUUAAGAAUAGUCUACAAUUUUAUAACAUCAAAUUAAGGAAAUUACACAAAAAGUGACUAUUAAUUACAAAUAGCAGAUCAUAAUUACUGAUUUACAUUGAUUAAAAUGAAAGAGACAAGUGAAUUAAAAUGUUAAAAUAAUUUUUGGAAAAAAAAAAUGGAAAAGAAAAAUUCUAAUAUGGAAGGUAGCAAUGUCAAUGAAAUAAAGUUGGAAAAUCCAGAUGAAACAUGUCAAGAUUUGGUCACUUUAAACAAUGAAACAGCUGUAGAAUGCAAUGAUAAUAUAAUUUUCGAACAAGAUAGUCCUGAAGAAAACUUUGAUGGAUUUAUUAAAACAGAAGAAAUUAGCAUUAUAUACAAAUGCUGUGGAAAAGAAUUCACAAAGUAUACUGGAUAUAAGAUUCACCAGAGAAAAAUGCACAUUAAACAAAAUACAUUUCCUUGCAACUUAUGUAAUAAAAAAUUUAUGAAUAGAAGACAAUUAAAAUUGCAUGAAAAAAAUCAUACAGAAAAGGAAUCUGAAACAUGUAAUAUAUUUAAUACAGAGUAUGAAAUAAAAAAUAAUUUAAAAACUAAUACAGACCUAAAUGCUGUUGAAAUAUCUUAUGUUUGUGAUUAUUGUAGAAAAGAAUUUCAAAAGAAAUGUAAUUUACAAACACAUAUUCUUGUACAUACAGGUGAAAAACCAUACUUUUGCAAUAUUUGCAAGAAAGGAUUCAUAACUAGUAGCAAGUUAAAAUCACAUGUGAGAAUUCAUACAGGUAUUAGUCCGUAUGUUUGUGAUUUUUGUGGUAAAAUGUGUAUUGCAAAUAGUGAUUUUAAAGCCCAUGUUAGAAUUCAUACUGGAGAGAAACCAUUUUUGUGUAAAACAUGUGGUAAAGGAUUUAGGAGGAGCUGUGAUUUGCAAUCACAUGACAGGGUUCAUACAGGAGAAAAACCAUAUGUUUGUGAAUUAUGUCAUAAAUCAUUUAUAAAUAGCACUAAAUUGAAAGCACAUGCAAAUCUUCACUGUAGUGAAGCACAACAUGUAUGUGAUAUAUGUGAAAAGGUCUGUACUACUGGAAAUGAUCUUAAAACACAUCACAGGAUACAUACAGGAGAGAAACCAUAUCUGUGUAAAACAUGUGGCAAAGGAUUUAGGAGGAGCUGUGAUCUGCAAACACAUGAUAGGGUUCAUACAGGAGAAAAACCAUAUGUUUGUGAAUUAUGUCAUAAAUCAUUUAUAAAUAGCAGUAAAUUGAAAGCACAUGCAAGACUUCACUCUGGUGAUACACCAUAUGUGUGUGAUGUAUGUGGAAAAGUGUGUACUACAGGAAAUGAUCUUAAAACACAUCACAGGAUACAUACUGGUGAGAAACCAUUUAUAUGUGAUUCUUGUGGGAAAGCAUUUAGAAGAAGCUGUGAUCUGUCUACUCAUCUAAGAAUUCAUACUGGAAAUAGACCUCAUGUAUGCACGUUUUGUGGUAAAGGAUUUAUAAAUAAUAGUAAGUUGUUGAUACAUCAGAGAACACACACUGGAGAAAUGCCUUUUGUUUGUGAUUUAUGUGGUAAGAAAUGCAUCUCAAAUCGCAGUUUGAAAAUUCAUCAGAAAACACAUAUAGGAAAAAAAAACAAAACUAAUACAGACCUAAAUGCUGUUGAAAUAUCUUAUGUUUGUGAUUAUUGUUGUAAAGAAUUUCGAAGGAAAUGUGAUUUACAAACACACACUCUUGUACAUACGGGUGAAAGACCAUAUUUUUGCAAUAUUUGCAAGAAAGGAUUCAUAACUAGUAGCAAGUUAAAAUCACAUAUAAGAAUUCAUACAGGUAUUAGUCCGUAUGUUUGUGACUUUUGUGGUAAAAUGUGUAUUGCAAAUAGUGAUUUGAAAGCCCAUGUUAGAAUUCAUACAGGAGAGAAACCAUAUCUGUGUAAAACAUGUGGUAAAGGAUUUAGGAGGAGCUGUGAUUUACAAACACAUGAUAGGGUUCAUACAGGAGAAAAACCUUAUGUUUGUGAAUUAUGUCAUAAAUCAUUUAUAAAUAGCAGUAAAUUGAAAGCACAUGCAAGACUACACACUGGUGAAACGCCAUAUAUAUGUGAUGUUUGUGGAAAGGUGUGUACUACAGGAAGUGAUCUUAAAAUACAUCAUAGGAUACAUACUGGUGAGAAACCAUUUAUAUGUGAUUCUUGUGGGAAAGCAUUUAGAAGAAGCUGUGAUCUAUAUACUCNGAAGUGUAUGUGUUCAGAAAUAAUUUUGAAAAAACAAAAUAGAAAAGAAAAAUUAAAUUCUGGGAUGGAAGACAGCAAUGACAAUGAAAUAAAUUCUGAAAAUCCAGAUGAAGCAGAUGAAAAUUUGGUUACUUUAAACAAUGAAACAGCUGUAGAAUGCAAUAAUAAUAUAAUUUCUGAACAAGAUAAUUGUAAAGAAACACAUGAUGAAAUUAUUGAAACAGAACAAGUUAGCACUAUAUAUAAAUGUUGUGGAAAAGAAUUCCUAAAGUAUACUGGAUAUAAGAUUCACCAGAGAAAAAUGCACAUUAAACAAAAUACAUUUCCUUGCAACUUAUGUAAUAAAAAAUUUAUGAAUAGAAGACAAUUAAAAUUGCAUGAAAAAAAUCAUACAGAAAAGGAAUCUGAAACAUGUAAUAUAUUUAAUACAGAGUAUGAAAUAAAAAAUAAUUUAAAAACUAAUACAGACCUAAAUGCUGUUGAAAUAUCUUAUGUUUGUGAUUAUUGUUGUAAAGAAUUUCGAAGGAAAUGUGAUUUACAAACACACACUCUUGUACAUACGGGUGAAAGACCAUAUUUUUGCAAUAUUUGCAAGAAAGGAUUCAUAACUAGUAGCAAGUUAAAAUCACAUAUAAGAAUUCAUACAGGUAUUAGUCCGUAUGUUUGUGACUUUUGUGGUAAAAUGUGUAUUGCAAAUAGUGAUUUGAAAGCCCAUGUUAGAAUUCAUACAGGAGAGAAACCAUAUCUGUGUAAAACAUGUGGUAAAGGAUUUAGGAGGAGCUGUGAUUUACAAACACAUGAUAGGGUUCAUACAGGAGAAAAACCUUAUGUUUGUGAAUUAUGUCAUAAAUCAUUUAUAAAUAGCAGUAAAUUGAAAGCACAUGCAAGACUACACACUGGUGAAACGCCAUAUAUAUGUGAUGUUUGUGGAAAGGUGUGUACUACAGGAAGUGAUCUUAAAAUACAUCAUAGGAUACAUACUGGUGAGAAACCAUUUAUAUGUGAUUCUUGUGGGAAAGCAUUUAGAAGAAGCUGUGAUCUAUAUACUCAUCAAAGAAUUCAUACUGGAAAUAGACCUCAUGUAUGCACAUCUUGUGGAAAAGGAUUUAUAAAUAAUAGUAAAUUGUUGAUACAUCAGAGAACACACACUGGAGAAACUCCUUUUGUUUGUGAUUUAUGUGGUAAAAAGUGCACAUCAAAUCAUGAUUUGAAAACCCAUCAGAAAAUGCAUACAGGAGAAAAACCAUUUGUAUGUGAUAUAUGUCACAAAGGAUUUAUUAAUAGUAGUAAGCUACAGUCUCAUCAAAGAACUCAUACUGGAGAAAGACCUUAUAUCUGUGAUUCAUGUGGGAAAAGCUUUAUUCAUAUCAGUAAUCUGAAGAUACAUAAAAGGAUUCACACUGGAGAAAGACCAUACAUAUGCAACACUUGUGGUAAAGGUUUCAUUGAUAGUGGAAAAUUACAGAUACAUUUAAGAAUUCAUACAGGUGAACGACCAUUUAUAUGUGAUUUUUGUGGGAAAAGUUGUAUAUCACAAAAUGAUUUAAAGAAUCAUCAAAAAAUUCACAGCAGUAUUAGACCAUUUACUUGUGAUUUAUGCAGUAAAGGAUUUAUAAGUAAUGUUAAAUUGCAAAUUCAUAAAAGAGUACACACUGGAGAGAAGCCAUAUAUCUGUAGUUAUUGUAAGAAAGGAUUUGUAAGCAGCAGUAGUUUAAAAACACAUCAGAAAAUUCAUACUGGUGAAAAACCAUUUCUUUGUGACUUAUGUGAAAAAGCAUUUACACAGCAUGUUCAUCUUCAAAAUCAUGUUAAAAAACAUCAUAAAGAAACUAUUAUGACUGAACAUGAUAAUGAAGAUAUGAGACUACACAAAGAUGAAUUUUAUAAGGAGAUUAAUUGUAAUAUAUGAACUAAAAUAAAUAAUCUUAACAUAUCAAGAUUUAUGUAAAUCAUUUUAUGAUGAUUUAAAAAGUAUAACAGAAAACUGAAUAAUUAUUUCAAAAUGGACUCAAAGAAAUAUUUUGAAAAAUUGAUAUUUAAAUAUUAAAUUAAAUUUAAUAUA